GUAAUUACCAACUUUUCCACUUCCGCAGUAACUACCCACAAAUCUUCCCUCAAUCUCUACAUUUCUUCCCCAAAUUAAAUCUCCACAUCUAGAGAUCUAGAAUUCUCUCGUCUUCUUCACUGUGAUCUUCCUCUCUUCCCCAAAAGAAACGCGGCCAACAAAUUAAAAUCGGUCAUCCCCUCAGAAGUCGACACGCGGCUACAACGACUUCAUCACUUCCAAGAACUUGAACGAUUGCGUUCAGGGCUCAAAGAAUUGGAGCAGAGGUCGUGGGUGACGUAGAUCUCCCCGUCGACAUGGAUCUCUCCUUUCUCUGUUUCCUUUUCUUUCAAUUAUUCAGAUCUUACGGUUUUCUAAUAGGUAAAGGGUAUACCCUUCUCUCUUCCUUCUUCCUCCAUAAGCCUUAAGCAAUUUGAAUAAUUUGAAUAGAUUAGUUUUAAUAAUUUGAAUAGAUCUGGAAUUUUCUAUAAUGCAUGUCUGGUAAGCACUAACCAUUCUCCUUUUCUUAUAUGGGAUUUUCUAUAAUGCUGAUAUGGUAAUCUUUUGUUUUGGGUUGGUGAUGUUGGCCGGAGAAAGCUAGGUGGUGGCGGCCCAACGACUUCUUGUCCUAAUCCAGCAGUGAAGGCCCGCCUUGGAUGAGGGUCAUCUCGUGACAACUGGUAGUAGUAUCAGGCUCAAGAAUUGAACAACAACGUGAUAAUGUUGAUGGAGGAUGAGCUUGCUAGUUGUUCAUUGCUAGGAGAAUUUUGUACUCAAAUUGAUACAGAUACCAAUUUUUAAUUUUCACUAUUUUAUCUCUUUCAAAUAGUUUCGUAUUAGUUGUAACUUAGUAUACGAAUAAAUAAAAAACAAAUUUUGUGUUUUCUCUUUUCAAUUCAAUUGUUGUCAUUUAUUGUUACAAAAGAAACAUUUAGGAAAACAUUCAAAAGAUGUUAUUAUUGAGAAGCGACCUAAAAGCUAGAAUAGAAGCACAUUUAUUUGCCUCAAAAGGACACCUAUUAGAUGCAAAUAAUUCUACCUCUAUAGAAUUUUACAGAAUCAAAUACAAUGGACUCAAAAUCAUACAUAUUACCUCUAUAGAAUUUUACAGAAUCAAAUACAAUGGACUCAAAAUCAUACAUAUUUGUCUCUAAAAGUAUUUAACAAGGCACGAGGAUAUGCUCUUAAAAGUAUAAAUGGUAUCAAAUAAAUUUGCCUCAACUUUCAUAAUUAGUAGCAAUUUUUUUUUUCUACAUUUGUCUCUAAAAGGAAUUAGAGAGGGAGGCGUCUGAUGCAAAUAAUCUAUCUGUCUCAAUAGACGUAUAGAAACAAAUAAAUGACUUUUAGAGAUAAAUAACCUUUGUCUCUAAAACCAGAUUUUCUUGUAGUGCUAGUAUAAUUGUAGCAUCUCCUGAACUAGUGUUCCUUUUGUAUUAUGUCUCUUGGUAGUUUUGGUUUGUUAUUAGUAAUUUUUCACUUCUUUAAUGUUAACAUUUAUGUAAUUAGUAACACCGUAGUUGAGAAGAUAAAAAAAUUAUUAUCCAUGGAUAUCUAUAGAUACCCGAAACUUGAUCGGGUAUGUGAUGAUUUUAAUUUCUUAGAUGCUUAUGAGUAUGAAUAAAAUAUACACUAGUUAAAAUAUGAAUUAGUUGAAUCUUUGUAAUUCUUGGGUGGCUGGUUGUACAAUGAUGGUAUGCCAAUAAACCCAUCGAUAAAGUUUUAAGAUCGUAACAAAUUUCAUUGCUAUAGACUUAAUUGAGUAAAAAUCAAGCGAUGUGAAAAUUAUCAUCACUUGUUGAAUGCAGAUUAUUAUUAUUAAUUUAUUAUUCUUUGAAUUAAAAUUAUUAGUUCAUAUAUAAAAGAAUGCAUAUUUUUUGGUUCCAAGUAAUAAUGUACACAAAAUAACAUACUAUUUAGAGAGAAUUAAAUAACAAAAAUUGAUAGAGAUCAUACUAUGUUGAGAUUAAUAUCAACAUAUAUCAGAGCUCGGCACAUUAAAACGACCAAAAAAGUGAAAGGUACAUAAAGAAAAUAUUAUAAAGAAACCUUAUGUUAUUAGUUAAAAAAUGAUACAUAGACAUAUGGUUUAGAUAACACGUGGGUAUUGUGAACUUGAUAAAGUUGGAUGAGUGAGUUUAUCCCCAAAAAUAGAGAAAGAAAGGAAGAGAAUGAAAAUUCAAAACUUGACAACUGAAAACCGGCAUCAGAAGAGUGCGGUGGAACCAUUAAAAAUGCUUGAGAUCCAGUCCUCCUCCUCUGUUGCCUCUUUCUUCGUAAUGAGGGUCUCCAAUUUCAUUGAUCCUUGCCAAACGAUUUCCCCUCACCAUUCUUAUUCCGCAUCCACCUCUCUUCAAUUUCGUUCGACUGCCUCCUGCUUCUCUGCUCCUCUUCUUUUCCGUUGUUCAAUUUAGGGGGAAUUCUGAAUCUAAUCAUCGACAAUGUCAUCAACAGAGAAGGAGAGAGAGGCUCAUGUCUACAUGGCCAAGCUCUCCGAACAGGCAGAGCGCUACGAAGAAAUGGUGGAUUGCAUGAAGAAGGUGGCAAAGUUGGACUGCGAGCUAACGGUGGAGGAGAGGAACCUGCUGUCGGUGGGGUACAAGAAUGUGAUCGGAGCGCGGCGCGCGUCAUGGCGGAUCAUGUCUUCAAUUGAGCAGAAGGAAGAGUCCAAAGGGAACGAGCAAAACGUGAAGCUAAUCAAGUCUUACCGCCAGAAGGUGGAAGAUGAGUUGGCCCAGAUUUGCCAAGAUAUCCUCAACAUCAUCGACAAGCAUCUCAUCCCUUCCUCUGCCUCCGGCGAAGCCACAGUUUUCUACUACAAAAUGAAAGGUGACUAUUUUCGUUAUCUUGCCGAGUUCAAAACCGAAUCGGAGAAAAAGGAAGCAGCUGAUCAAUCACUCAAGGGCUAUGAGGCUGCUUCUGCUACUGCAAGCACAGAGCUACCUUCAACGCACCCAAUCAGGCUUGGCCUUGCACUCAACUUUUCUGUUUUCUACUAUGAAAUCAUGAAUUCUCCUGAAAGGGCCUGCCAUUUGGCCAAGCAAGCUUUUGAUGAAGCAAUUGCUGAGUUGGAUACGUUGAGUGAGGAGUCCUACAAAGACAGUACCCUCAUUAUGCAGUUGUUGAGAGACAAUCUCACUCUCUGGACUUCUGACUUGCCUGAAGAUGGAGGUGAGGAUGGCUUCAAAGGUGAUGAAUCAGGCACCAAACCUACAGAACCAGGAACAGCAGGGAAAUGAAGGAAACAUGCUUGAGAUUUGAGAACCAGAUGGACAAGAGACCAAGCUGAUGGUUGAUAUAUAUAUAUAUGUUUGCUGAAGUAUGCACUGCUCCCCCAAUAUACGAUCUCUAAUAUCGAGUUAGCUUUGAUUCCAAAUACUACCGAUUGAGUCAUAUGAAUAGUUAUAGAAAAAGAAUUAAUACCAGAAUUUUGGCUUUCAGUUUCUUGUGUCAUUUAUCCAUUUUCUUUAUUCCUUUUUGGAAUCCAGAAAGUGAUUAGGUCCCUCCUCACUAAUGGGAUUUGGACCAAAAUCAAUAUAUGAUUCCGACUCUUUUCAUUUGUUUAAUUGUGGUAAUUAAUAAUCCGAAUUUUUUCUCAGAGUACAUUAGUUAUUAAAAUGAUUUCUCAGAAUACACAAGUUAUUAUAGA
Messenger RNA from Linum trigynum, 3625 nucleotides. The record is from the annotation of a GenBank genome assembly. Lineage: Eukaryota; Viridiplantae; Streptophyta; Magnoliopsida; Malpighiales; Linaceae.